Molecule: messenger RNA, 2328 nt
Organism: Culicoides brevitarsis
Lineage: Eukaryota; Metazoa; Arthropoda; Insecta; Diptera; Ceratopogonidae
Product: protein Shroom-like
Exons: 4
Coding region: 16-2328 (770 amino acids)
Source: RefSeq, a predicted model, not a curated record
UAAAAAUAGAAAAUCAUGGAUCGGUUGAGUUUCGAUCAUAAUCGCGUGAUUGUUGGCGCAAGUGAUCCAAAUGUUGUUACGGCAGCAAAUACAAAUACAAGUCCAACAACUGGCAGUAAUAAUAACAAUCUGAAUAAUUUAAUCAGGAAUAGCAGCAAUAACAAUUUAAGGUUUGGCCAACAACAACAACAGCAAACAGCACCAACCACAGUUACAGCGACACAAACAAAUCAAACAGCUACCGUUGGUAAUCUCAUACUAUCAGAUACGAAGCUAACUGGUUCUAUGAAGGAUGACAAUUUGAACAAAAAUGACAUCGCUGAAUCGCGUGUUGGUCUCACGCAAGCUGGAUUAGAAGAAUACAGUCGUUCCUAUUACGAUACCAAUGCAAUGUAUAACCAUCAAAAGCAAUCGUCGUACGCACAAUCCGAAGGCUAUCACAGUUACGUCUCGAGUUUGGAUAGCAGUUCGACGCCAUUUCUCGAUCGUUUGCGACAAGAUAGCGAAUUAAUUCAUUCGCGGAAUCUCAGUUGGUCCCAAGAUUAUGUGAGUGUUGCGGGAAGCAGCAAUCUCGGUGAUAAUAGUCCGGAAAGUAGUUCCUCAACGGAGACAUUAAAAUGGCUCGGUUCGAUGUCGGAUUUGUCGGUAAUUAGUCAUGCGACGAGUAAUUCCGCCAUUUCUGAAGUUGGAGCACAAAAUCCAUCUCCCUCGCAAUUGAUCGUUCACAGUUCGAGAGUUCGAACGCCUCAACGUCACAAUUCCGAAAGUGUUUUGUUCAUGAAAGAUGAAAAUCAGGCGCCUUCAAUGCCGAAAACAUCUCCGACGGGAAAUGGAUCUUCUUUGGGAAUCGGGCCUGUUUCGAAUCACGUGAGCACUUCGAGUCUCGAUGCGAUCUUGGAUGAAACGAUGCGACAUCAAACGCAAAGUACAGGACUGACGAGAUCAAGUGAUCGUUCUAGUCGUAGAAAUAAUAGCAGACUUUUUCCAAUUAACACGUACACGGAGAUGCCAAAAAAUGCGCAACAACCUUUGUCUCCGAACACGGGAAGUCAAACGCAAUUAGAUCAAAUUCAAAAAUCUCCAACAAGUCCUCCGGCAUGGCAAAGUGUUGCUGAACGCAUCAAUGAAAUCGAAAAGAAUGCCAACAAUCCUUCGCAGCAACCUUUUACGAUGCAACAACAACAAAAAUACACAUUUCUCGAUCCCGCAAAGACUCAAUUGGUAUCAAAUGCUGCCCUGAAAGCUGUGCAAAAGAACGCCAUUCAAUCGUAUUUCGAGCGACAGCAAUCUGUUCGUGAGAGUAUCAGUCGGAGCAAAUCUGUGAAUCAAUCGAUUGCGUAUUCGAAGCCCGUCGUUGCUCGUCCUCAUUCGUUAAACAUGAGCUCCAAUAUGUCAAGCUCGAUGAAAAAUCUUCAACGUUCCUCCAUGUCGGGAAUUGCUCCUCCUGAUGGCUUGAUGCAACAUUCGAAACCCUUAACAGCUAAAAAUAGUCCCAUAAAGAGUCCCGUGAAAGAUUCGUUCGAUCCGAGAAACGUUAUUAACAGAAUCGCAGCGCAAAUUAUCGGAAACGAGAUGAAAUCUGAUGAAAUUCCUCCAACGCCUCCGCCGAGAAAUCGUGCUCCAAUUCCCGUUCGUCGAACAUCCUCAGCUGCGGAAUAUUCCUCGAUGCGUGAUAAAGUCAACCAAUCAAAGCAGAAUCUCUCGAAAGAUCUUCUCGGUCCAAUGAUCAUGGGUCCUAUUAUUUCGCUCGAUGAUUGGGUGCCCGAACGUCCUCCGAAAAAUCCAACGUUACGCAUUCCAAGUCCCGAAUUGCCUCCGCCGCCUGUUCCGAUUGUCAAUGAACAAGAAGCUCUGCCCACGUUUGAUGAACCUUUGCCGCCGCCGCCCGACGAAGUUUUGCGACACGUGAGACAACAUUCCGAAGUCGAAGCAAAGCACGCAAACACGCCGAGUAGAAGAAACAGUUUUGCGGGACACAGUACGCGAAUUGUGCGAAAUCCGUAUUACGAACCCGCGCAUAUUGCUUCUGUGUCGCAGCCUGGAUUGCAUCGAACGAAUGGAUUUGAUGCACGUGCCUCGCAUCACAAUUUUACGACGACGACGACGACUUCGCAUCAUCAUGCGAAAAAAGGCGGCACGCAUCAAGCGCAACGUGUGAUUUUGGAUGAAGCUCCGCAGAAUAAAGUUUCGAUGCGAAAGAGAGCGCAUAAUAUGCAAAAUACUGUGGGACUUCCAACGACGUUACAACAGCAACAAACUCCUCCGCCUCCGUUGAAGCCUCGAAUGUCGGGACAACACGUUCAUGGACCGCAAUUGAUUGAACGGUGA